Molecule: messenger RNA, 933 nt
Organism: Spirodela intermedia
Lineage: Eukaryota; Viridiplantae; Streptophyta; Magnoliopsida; Alismatales; Araceae
Source: the annotation of a GenBank genome assembly
AUGACGAGAUGCAGGCAGCACGCGCAGGAGUUGGGCGGCGGCGUCUGCGCCGUGUGCCUGCGGGAGCGCCUCGAAGCCCUUGUCGCCGUCCGGUCGGCGUUCUUCGAGCACCCGCCGGAGGCCCCGUGGAAGCCCCCGUCCCCUCCAGCGGUGCCCCGAUCGGCCUCCCCCUACGCCCCCGUCUGCUCCUGGGACCCCGAUUUCUCCGCCAACGUCCGCCGGGGGGGAUGUCGCCGGAGCCGGCCGGCCCUGUUCUACGGGACCCCGCUGGGCGGGCCAUCCUCAUCGGAAGCGGCGAGCUUCUCCAUCUUCUCCACCCUCUUCGGUGCCGGCGGCCAGAAUUCCAGAUCUGAGAAGGUGGCCGAUCAGGGCUGCGCGGUUUCCACCCCCGGGCCGGGGUCGACCUCCUGGCUGGCCGCGCUGCUACCAUGGCAGAGGAAGAAGCACCAGCAGCAGCACAGCUCUUGCCUCCCCGCCGCGGAAUCGGCGGAGAACAGCGCGGUGAUGCGGCGGCGGCGGCGGCGGCGGGGGGGAGAUCAGCUGUGGUGCCACGGCCGCGGGAUGUCCCCGGCGAGGGAAGAAGAAGAAGGCCGCGACUCGGCAGGAUCGGGGAGCGACUGCUCGCCCGAGUCGUCGUCGAACGAGUUGCCGCGGGCGAUGCCGACGCCGAUCCGGAAGGCCGUGGUGCCAUCCGCCGGCCGGGCCAUGGCGGGGUUCGCCGUCUGCCUCAGCCCCUUGGUCAGGCCCAAUCCGCGGCAGAGGGACCCCGGGACGGCGCCGGCGGCGACGGUGGUAGGGGUCUCCAGCGACCUACGGGGCGGCGCCGCCCUCGGCCACCGGCGGCGCCGCCCCUCUGGCAGCGGCGGAGGGCCGCCGGCGUCGCUGUGUCCCAACCGGUCCAGGAAGAUCGCGGACUUUGGUAGGUUCCGUUGA